AUGGUGUUUCGAAGGCGUUCAUCGUUGGAGGCUGAUAACCUGAAGAUGCGACAGUCACACCGAUGCAUCAAUGGUCAGAUAGGAAGAAGCUGGGCUUUGCGGUUUGCAAGUGCUGGCUACCUGGUGGCGCUGUACGACGUCAUCCCUGAGCGCGUGACGCGCACUCUUGAGUCAUUGCUGGAGCAGUUACACAGCCAGUCACGUGAUGGCCUUCUCCGGGGUACCCUGGGGGUGGAGGAGCAGUGGGGGAGGAUACGGGGUGUACAGGAUCUAGGGGAAUGUGUCACCGGCGCUGUCUGGGUACAGGCCAACCCGCCCUCGUGCUCGAGAGUCGCUGAGCUCGUGCCUGCUCCUUGGACAGCCCCAGAAACCGUGACUCGGGCCCAGGACCUGAUAAAGGCGAUCGGACAGUCUCCCAUCACGCUCAAGAAAGAAAUCCCAGGAUUCAUCCUCAACCGAAUGCAAUAUGCAAUCAUGGCGGAAAGUUACCGACUCGUAAAGGGUGGAUUUCUCAGCCCUGAUGGUGUCAAUAAGACUUUGUCUGCUGGACUUGGAAGACGAUAUGCCUUCCUCGGGCCUUUCCAAACUGCACAUCUCAAUGCUGAAGGGUUUGGAAGCUACUGCGAGCGGUACGCAGAUAUGAUUCACCGGGUGCAGCAGUCGUUCGGUGCCCCUCAGCAGAUGGGUGGGGCUCUGGCGGAGCACAUACAGGAGGAGAUGGCAAAGGAGGUACCCCUGGACAGGCUGGGGGGAGGCCAGGAGAAGAAGGGAAGCCAAGAUGGCAGCGCUUGGAAAACUCAAAGAAGAUUUGGACGCCGUCAAGUUAUAGAAAUACGGGAUAUCAAAGAUAUAAACACAGUCAUUAUUAUAUCCGAUUAA
Molecule: messenger RNA, 879 nt
Organism: Haliotis rubra (blacklip abalone)
Lineage: Eukaryota; Metazoa; Mollusca; Gastropoda; Lepetellida; Haliotidae
Product: lambda-crystallin-like
Exons: 5
Coding region: 1-879 (292 amino acids)
Biological process (GO): fatty acid metabolic process
Molecular function (GO): NAD+ binding; oxidoreductase activity, acting on the CH-OH group of donors, NAD or NADP as acceptor
Source: RefSeq, a predicted model, not a curated record